AUGGCUCCUAUUAACGCGAAUGACAUUAACGAUGCCAAGGCUUUUGUGCCAGCUAAGAAAGCUUUGCCUGAGGUCGACACCGAAGGAUCCAAUGGAAAUGGGAUUACAUCUAAAGGGUACUCCUAUGAAACCUUAUUGGAGAUCGCGAACUUUUUGCUCUCCCGCGUCUCCGACAAGCCACACAUCGGCAUAAUUUGCGGCUCUGGGAUGGGUUCGUAUUGGAAAGAGGGUUCCUUAGCUGAAACCAUCUCAGAUGCCGUCAAAAUUUCCUACGAAGACAUUCCUAACUUCCCCGUGAGCACUGUUGAGGGUCACCACGGCCAGCUGGUGUUCGGCAAGAUCUGUGGAGUGCCGGUAGUGGCCAUGCAAGGCCGUUUCCACUACUUCGAGGGAUACCCACUAUGGAAGUGCUGUUUACCAGUACGCGUUAUGAAGCUUAUUGGAAUCAAGACCCUGAUUGUGACGAACGCCGCUGGCGGUCUCAACCCAAACUAUAAGGUCGGAGACAUCAUGAUCGUAAAAGACCAUAUCAACAUGAUGGGAUUCUCCGGCAAUAACCCCCUGCACGGACCCAAUGACGAGAGAUUCGGACCGCGUUUCCCACCUAUGAGCAAAGCCUACAACUUGGAAUACAGAAAGAUCGCCAAAGAAAUUGCCAAAGAAUUAAACAUCGACGACAUAGUCCGCGAAGGAGUAUACACAUGUCUUGGAGGACCAAACUUCGAGACUGUAGCAGAAUUGAACAUGUUGAAGAUGGUGGGAGUCGAUUCAGUCGGCAUGUCAACCGUUCAUGAGGUAAUCACUGCAAGACACUGCGACCUUAAAGUAUUUGCUCUCUCCCUCAUUACGAACGAGUGUGUGACGAGCUAUGACAUUAUCGGUGAAGCCAACCACGAGGAGGUCCUCGACGUAGGCCGCAUGCGACAGGACGUCUUACGUCAGUUUGUGUCCAGGCUUGUCGACAGGAUCACUCAACUCGACGCCAACAACCCCUGAACAACGCUAGCAAACACAGUGAACCACAAAGAACCUCUACAACCAAGAUUAUAGAUUAUAAAGCUCUCAGUUUUACUUUUUAAGCUCUAGGGUUGUUCCACUAAUCAGUAGAGGCUAUUAUAGAUUUUAAUAUAUUUUAUAGAAUUAGAGAUCCCUGUUUUGUGUCUUGUCUACUUUAAUUAUCUACUUCUUACAUUUACGCGACAUUAUUGUCUGCUUUAUCGAAUAAGUAUAUUUAUAUGUAAACUUUACAAAACUGUUUAUAUAAUUUAAGGUUAUUUUAUUUAUACGUUACAAUGAUUGUUUCUAAGAUUUUUAUACGAAUGCUGUGUAAUAAAUAGAUCUUAUAAAAUAGGCGUAACUAGCUAAUUGAUGUGAGGAGUUGGACAAACUGACAUGUGUUCCAAGUUGUGUUUAGACUAAUUACUAUGGAGAUGUAAGUACUAAAUACCUAAGUACAAAAAAUAAAUAUAACUGAAAAUACGUAA
Molecule: messenger RNA, 1484 nt
Organism: Trichoplusia ni (cabbage looper)
Lineage: Eukaryota; Metazoa; Arthropoda; Insecta; Lepidoptera; Noctuidae
Product: purine nucleoside phosphorylase-like
Exons: 6
Coding region: 1-996 (331 amino acids)
Biological process (GO): nucleoside metabolic process
Cellular component (GO): cytoplasm
Molecular function (GO): purine-nucleoside phosphorylase activity
Source: RefSeq, a predicted model, not a curated record